AUGCCUAAUUCAUCAAACGCAUGGGAAUUAAUAGCAAAUGACUAUAAUGAAUUAUGGAAUUUUCUGCAAUGUGUAGGUGCUAUUGACGGUAAACACAUCGUAAUGCAAGCACCUUUUAAUAGUGGCACGGAAUAUUUUAAUUACAAGGGGACAUUUAGUGUUGUACUACUUGCUGCAGUGGACGCACAUUAUUGUUUUAUUUUUGCAAGUGUUGGGUGCCAAGGUAGGAUAUCAGAUGGAGGUGUAUUUAAUAAUUCCAUCUUGGCAAAAAAAAUUUACGAUGAAUCUUUAAACCUACCAUCGCCAAAAGCACUUCCAGGACAAAAAGAAAAAUCUCCAUAUGUUUUUGUAUGCGAUGAUGCUUUUCCAUUGAAGGAAAUUUUAAUGAAACCUUUUCCAGGGACUCAUUUACGAGGUUCACCACAACGAGCUUUUAAUUAUCGUUUAUCAAGGGCACAACGUGUCGUUGAAAAUACUUUUGGCAUAAUGGCUUCAGUUUUUCGAGUCUUAAGGAAACCGUUAUUACUACAACCAGAAAAAAUAAAUACAAUUGUUUUAGCGUGUGUCCAUUUGCAUAAUUUUUUAAGACGGAGUGAGUCGUCAAAAAAUGUAUAUAGUCCACCAGAUAUUUUUGACUCUGAAGCUUUUGAAAACCGAACUUUAAAAAAAGGAACUUGGAGGAGUGAUUCGUCGGAAACCACGUCAUUUUUACCAUUGAAGAAAUGUGGACGAAAAUCAGCAGCAGCUGUACACAAAACUCGUGAACGAUUUGCUCAUUAUUUUGCAACUGCAGGGCGUGUUUAUUUGCAAGAUGAAUUUGAAUAA
Molecule: messenger RNA, 825 nt
Organism: Metopolophium dirhodum (rose-grain aphid)
Lineage: Eukaryota; Metazoa; Arthropoda; Insecta; Hemiptera; Aphididae
Exons: 1
Coding region: 1-825 (274 amino acids)
Source: RefSeq, a predicted model, not a curated record